Molecule: messenger RNA, 2509 nt
Organism: Thamnophis sirtalis
Lineage: Eukaryota; Metazoa; Chordata; Lepidosauria; Squamata; Natricidae
Product: protein kinase C and casein kinase substrate in neurons protein 1
Biological process (GO): cytoskeleton organization; regulation of endocytosis; plasma membrane tubulation
Cellular component (GO): cytoplasm; plasma membrane; endosome
Molecular function (GO): protein binding; phospholipid binding
Source: RefSeq, a predicted model, not a curated record
AACCAAAACCUCCUGAAGAUUGACAUUCCCCAGCAAGGAGGAAUUUUCCAGGCCUAAAUUCAUCUCCUACCAGCAACAGCCCUUUUUCCAAGUUUGGAAAACACUGGAAGACUGGAAAUCGCAACAGCAUGAAAGAGAAAGCAGAACCGAACAAGGAAGACGGGAAAGGUGAUACUAUGUCUGUGAUAUACAGCGAGGUGGCUGCCGAUGAGCCAACUACCAACAGCUUCUGGAUGCCCAAUCGCUACCAGAGCACAGUCAAACGUCUGGAUGAUGGGUACCGUGUCUGUGACCAGAUUGUAGCUUGCUUCCAGGAACGGGCAAAGAUUGAACGUAACUAUGCUUUGAUGAUGGAUGAAUGGUCUCGCAAAUGGCGGCCCCUGGUUGACGCAAGCCCGGUAUAUGGUUCCCUACUCCGGGCAUGGCAAGCUUUCCUGGGGGCUUCUGAGCGGUUAAGCCAAAUACACAUGGAGAUGCAAAGGGCUUUGGUCUCUGAGGAUGCUGGACGUAUCCGAUCCUGGCAGCAUGACUCCUAUCACCGCAAGCUCUUUGGGGGCUUCAAGGAGACUUGCGAGCUAGAAAAUGGUUUCCAGCGGGCUCAGAAACCCUGGACUAAGAAGCUCAAGAAGGCAGAGAAGGCCAAAACUCUUUAUCACAAGGCCUGCCGCAAAGAGCACAUUGCAACACUGCGGGAGAGUGGAACCCAGACACCAUCGGGGGCUGAAGUAUCUCCAGAUCGGCAGCGUACUUUGCGGGAAGAACAUCAACGUUGUAGCCAAGAAACCAACAAGAUCCGUGAACGUUAUCAGAAGGCCCUGCAGGAGCUCGACCGUUGCAGCCCUCGCUACAUGGAAGAAAUGGAGACUGUGUUUGAGCAGGGGCAGGCUCUGGAGCAGAGACGGAUUGUCUUCCUCAAAAGUGCCUUUUUCGCCCUGCAUCGGCGUCUGGAUAUCACUGCAGAUUCCAGUAUCCAAGCUGUUUAUGGUGACUUGCAUCAGGCCAUUGAGGAGAUAAAUGACCAAGAGGAUCUUAAAUUGUGGCGUAACCGAAAUGGCCCAGGAAUGCCCAUGAACUGGCCAAAAUUUGAGGAUUGGAGCCCUAAUCUUGACCUACAAGUGAAGAUCAAGAAACCCAAGGAACCAGAGAAAGUGACACCUUGUAGCAUCUCCCCCUCCCAGAGCUGUCCCAAGCCAGCACCUGCACCAAUAGCAGGCCAGCGGGUUCGUGCCGUGUAUGAUUAUAUUGGCCAGGAAGCAGAUGAGCUAAGUUUCAAGGCAGGAGAGCUUCUCACCAAAUUAGAAGAUGAGGAUGAACAAGGCUGGUGCAAAGGAGUGACUGACAGUGGACAUGUGGGCCUCUACCCUGCCAACUACGUGGAACCCAUACAGGGUUAGAUAGAAUGGGCAAAAACGGGGGAGUGGGUGUGGAAGGGAAGAUGGGAUGGGAUGCGGGGAGGACUUACCCAAUCAGUAAAAUUACAUUAUAUAUAAUUUGCAUUUCUGAGAUCACAUUUUGCAAGACGAAAGAUGCAAAAUUCAGUUCCUUCAGAGAUCCAGUUGCAUUUUGAUAGUCAUGAAGGUUGUUAGCUUAUGCAGGUGUGAAGUUCACCCUGAAAACUGUGGGAAAUACUAGUGAAAUCUCAGAAGCUGCAGUGGGUUGGUGGGUGGGUCCACAUGGAACCUCACAUGGGUGAUUCUGGCUUUUGCAUUCAGCAUAGCUUUUUGUCCCUCCCUUUAGUUGUAGAAUAAAUGAAUUGCAAAGCAAGCCCUCUGAAGCUCCAUUUACAUAUUGUAUUCACAGAAAGCAAGCCUUUUGUUGUUUCGAGGGUGGCACAAAUUGUUAAAGUAGACUCAAAUAAUAAAGACUCAGAAACAAAGCUGUGUAAAAGUGUAGUCACUAAAUUCCUCUACGUAGCACUUGUAAGUAAAUACAAACACAUAUUCACAUACAUCUACUGGACACAUACAUCCGGUCUAAUUUAUAACUCGGUAUGCCUGCAGAUUUUUAUGUGCUUACGUAAUUAUUCAUCCCUUCUUCUUGUUUCUCUGACACACAAACAAAUCAAGGUACCUUAAAGCUCUCCUUUAUUUGCCACAGAGGUUGAAAGCACCCUGUCCUGAAGGGCUGGUCAAACUUCACAAGAAGCAUAACAAGAAAGGUAUCUCACAAUCCCACAAAUUCUCUUUAGUCAUAUCUUAAUCCAAAGAUUUGCAACACGUGAGAUGGAUAUACAUUUGAAAAUGGCCCUCACAUGGCAAGUUAGUGAAGUAUGGGAAGUUUGUAGGACCCAACCACACCGUUCUUUCAACAUAUCCCUGAAUGAUUGACAUUUGGGGAAGAAAAACCAUUCAGAGGCAACUGCACUCCACCUAUAGAAGUACACUCCAUCCAUCAAAAGUGCAAAAACAAGGCUGAGACAACUAAGGUGAAUUUGUGAACAUCUGUGGGUUGUUUUUUGAAAUUGAUAUUUUAGCAGCUUUGGAUUUUGGAAAAUAAAGAAAUAAAUAAG